GUGACGCAGGCGGCGUUACCGUCUCCAAGGAGCGGUCCAGGGCACCGGUUUCAAAGUCGUAGGGCGGGCCGGGUGGACUUCCGCAGUUGGCCCCGGGUUUCCCCGCGGUCCUGAAGUCAACGCCCCCCCCCACCCCGAAACGCUCCUUCAAGGACGCCUCCACCCGGCCUCCUGGCUGGCUUCCUUGGCUCUCUCCUAAGUGGCCCGACACGACCCCGAGUGACCUGCGGGACGUCUAUAUCCACCCGCGUCUCCUUUUUACCCGGCUGGGAUUCGAAUGAACGUGGAACAAAAUUCACUUGGCGGGUCCCCAGCAAACCUGAAACCUGAAGUCUGUCGCCUGAGCGAGGAGGGGCUCGGCUGGGACUCAGGAGAAGGCUCGGCGGGGCUGUUGACGCCGCGUGAGUAGGAUACUGAUUACACUGCUGAGUGCUUGACAACCUCCAGCGUUGCUUUAGUUUAGCUUUCCCGGACAGCGAGCUCUCUGGGGGUUUUUUGUUUUUGUUUUUUAAGAAAGUGAAGGUGGUAAAAGCUCCAGACUGAAAUUGUAUCGAAAUGGCCACGGAAAUCGACUUUCUGAGAGAUCAAAAUCAACGACUAAAUGAAGUGCUUAGGCGAUAUCAAAUGGAAGAUUUUUCCAAAUAUUCAUUGGUACAGAAAGCUGUCUUCAAAGGAGGUGGAGAUGACACAUUAGAAAACACACUAGUUGACCAAAGCUUUUUAGCUCCUCUUAUUAUUGAGUAUGAUAAACAUCUGGAAGAACUAAAUGGGCAGCUGAAAUAUUACCAGAAACAGAUGGGUGAGAUGAAACUACAACUUGAAAAUGUCAUCAAGGAAAAUGAAAGGUUGCACAGUGAAUUAAAAGAUGCUGUUGAAAAGCAACUGGAGACCCUUCCCUUUGGCACAGAUAUGGGAAAUGAUAUAUAUGCAGAUGAUGAAACAGUCAGGAAUCUUCAAGAACAAUUACAACUAGCCAAUCAAGAAAAAACUCAGGCUGUGGAACUCUGGCAGACUGCUUCUCAGGAGUUGGACAGACUUCAGAGACUUUACCAGGAAUAUAUGACUGAGGCCCAGAUUCAUGUAGUUGAAAGUCAAAAACAAAAGGAUCAACUGACCAAUUUUCAACAACUGACCAAGCAACUUUAUGUUGCUAAUGAGAACAUAGAAAUGACUAACCAACACUUUCUGAAAACAGUAACUGAACAAAAUGUGGAAAUUGAGCAACUCCGAAAACAACUUAGGCAAGCCAAGUUAGAUCUGAGAAGUGCAGCAGCAAAAGUGGAUGAGUUAACCAAAGUAACUGAAGAUCUUCAAGGACAGAUGCAAAAGAAGGAGGAGGAUAUGUUGUCUGCCCAGGGAAGAGAGGAAGCAUCAGAUAGGCGUUUACAGCAGUUACAAUCUAGUAUAAAACAAUUAGAAACAAGACUCUCUGUAGCAAUGCAAGAAGCCACUCAAUUAAGAGCACAAAAAACACAUUUGGAAAAACAGACCAGAGAAUUACAAGCAAAGUGCAAUGAAUUAGAAAAUGAAAAAUAUGAAGCUAUUGUAAGAGCCAGAAAUAGCAUGCAGCUCUUAGAAGAAGCUAACCUUCAAAAAAAUCAGGCUCUACUUGAGGAGAAGCAAAAAGAAGAAGAUAUAGAGAAAAUGAAAGAAACAGUGUCUCGGCUUGUGCAAGAUGUUACCCUAAGAACCAGGAAGGAAGUUGCAAGCACAAGAAAACAGUAUAAUGUACAGAUUUCUCGACUAACAGAAGAACUUUCAGCCCUUCAAAUGGAGUGUGCUGAAAAACAAAGCCAAAUUGAACGAGCCAUUAGGGAGAAAAAAGCAGUGGAAGAAGAACUAGAAAAGAUUUACCAUGAAGGCAGAGUAAAUGAAAGUGAUUACAGAAAACUAGAGGAAAUGCACCAAAGAUGCCUGGUUGCAGAGCGUUCAAAAGACGAUCUUCAGCUAAGACUUAAGACAGCAGAAAAUAAAAUAAAACAACUUGAAAUAAAUUCCUCAGAAGAGAUAUCACGUUGCCAAGAAAUGAUUCAGAAACUUCAAAACUUAUUGGAGUCUGAGAGAGAAAACUGUGGAUUUGUCAGUGAACAAAGGCUGAAACUUCAGCAAGAAAAUGAACAGUUACAGAAAGAGACUGAGGAUUUAAGAAAGAUUGCUCUUGAAGCUCAAAAAAAAGCCAAAUUAAAGAUCAGUACAAUGGAACAUGAAUUUUCAAUAAAGGAACAUGGAUUUGAAGUUCAACUAAGAGAGAUGGAAGACAGUAAUCGAAAUUCCACUGUUGAACUGAGACAUCUCUUAGUGACUCAACAGAAGGUGGCCAAUAGGUGGAAAGAAGAAACAAAGAAACUUACUGAAAGUGCAGAGAUUAGAAUCAGUAAUCUCAAGUCCCUUAGACGAAGGCCAAGAGGAUGUACAUAUGGAUGUGUAACAGACUCCUUUUAAACGUGUAGAUGCAUGGGAAAGGGCACCAGCUUCUCCUGUAGGUCAUCUACGGCAGUAGUUGGAGAUGGUGAGAGAUAAAUGAAAACAGGGUUCUAGUUUGUCCUUACAGUUGCUUCCGUUCAUAUCUAGCUUUUCUUCAUGACAUCUAGUUUAGCUGGCCCAUAGUGACUUUGGACUUAACACCAGAUGCAGAAACAACUGCAUUGCAUUGGCUUUUCUACCAGCUCCCACAGGUGUGUCACACCUAAUUCCCAAAAUAAAUCCCAUAUUCUGUAUCACUCAGUGUAGCUCUGUUUUCCUGAAUAAACCCUGAUACAUAUAGGAAUUGGUUUCAAUUACAGAAGUAGUUCCAGAAGAAUAUAACCUCAUGAAUGGGUACUCUAACUGGAUCUGGAUUAUCUGGAAUUGAUUCUCUGCUUUGAUUAGAUUUAAAGGCCACUGGUAAAGGGUGCACUGGUAAUCCAUGCUAUGCAAUGGCAAAGCAGUUACUUAAAUUACCACCUAUAUAAUCAAGUGCCUAUAAAGAAUAAGGUGUGUAAAGUUUUUUUGAUGGAGAAAACUGACAAACCAGAGACUCAGGAAAUAGUUGCAGGUUGCAGUUUGAGUCCAGAGACAUUCAGGCUGGAGACCUGAAGAGCCAUUGUUACCAUUCAAGUCCAAAAGUGGUCUACUGCAGAAUUUCCUCUUGCUUGGGGGAAGUCAGCUUUUUGUUCUAUGAGGCCAUCAACUAGUUGUAUGGGGCCCACCCACAUCAUGAAAGGUAUUCUGCUUUAUUCCAAGUCCAGUGAUUUAAAUGUAAAUUUUACCUAAAACACUCUCACAGACACAUCCAGAAUAAUGCUUGAUUAAACAUCUGGGCACCAUGGCCCAGACAAAUUGACACAUAAAAUUAACCAUCACACUCUCCAUUUUACACAUGAGAAAACUCUAGACUUUGAAAAAUUUAUACAGAUCCAUAAUUCAUUGUCUGCAAUUUUAAAUUUGAAAAAAAAAAACCCCGAAAACAGACUUUUCCAAAGUUAACUGCCUAUACUUUGGUGGCAAACCUGACUUGAACUGACAGGAGGCUAUUUAUGGUAUAGGUAUAUCUGUGUGUGCACACACAUAUAUGCAUGUGUAUACAGAUACACAUAAACAUUUAUUAUGCCUAUUCACAUGUUUUACUGAGAAAUAUUUAUGACUACUGUAAUCUCCGUCCUACUCUAAACCCUUAAAAUACUGUUCUUGGCUGUGUUAGGCUUUGCUAUAUUAUACAUGUAACUUGUACACACGAGCUAAUUAUUCCCAGUAGGUUAUUGAUAGUGAAUGUGUUUUAUUUCAGUUUGUAUUCUCUGAAGUAUCAAAGUACGUUGCCAAAAGGAAGCACAUAGAAUGUUGAAUAUAAUUGUCUUGAGUCUGUCAAAAUACUUUUAACACAACCCUGUCUAUUGCUUUCAUCUGGGCUAGAAAGAUUGUUAAGGUUCUUUACAACUUGUGACUUCAGGAAUAGUACUUGAUUUUUUUAAAAAUAAUUCACCCCAGUUAUAUACUCAUUAUCAAGGAAUUUUUACAUGAUUCCCUUGAGUUGUCUCAUUAUUACAUAGGAGUCUGUGAGUUGUAAGAUUAUCCAUUUUUUUUUUUGGUAGGAUAUUUUAUUAGUUCAGAAAGAUCAAAGAAUGUCUUCAAAAAUUAUAGAUACCUUAUGGGGAGCCUUGGUGGCUCAGUUAAGCAUCUGACUCUUGAUAUCACUAGCCUCGGCGGGGCUCCACACUCCAUGCUGACUGUGCUUGCUUGGGAUUCUCUCCCCCUCUCUCUCUGUCCCUCCCCUGCUCAUGUGCUCUCUCUCUCUCAAGAAUAAAUAAAUUUUAAAAAUAUAGAAAUUUAAAAAAGAUAUCUUAGACUUUAAGUUUUAUAGAUCUUAACUUCAUACAUUUAUAUUUUAGCAUAUAGGAUUAAAUAUAUUUGACCAGUAAACACCUUAAUGAAUGUAACAAAUGCCCACAAAUUGAAUUCUUACAUCUAAAAUCACUUUUUUUUUGAGAGAGAGAGGGCGCUAGUGAGCAAGGGGCAAAGAGAGGGAGAGAGAGA
Molecule: messenger RNA, 4509 nt
Organism: Herpailurus yagouaroundi (jaguarundi)
Lineage: Eukaryota; Metazoa; Chordata; Mammalia; Carnivora; Felidae
Gene: SCLT1
Product: sodium channel and clathrin linker 1
Exons: 19
Coding region: 556-2442 (628 amino acids)
Biological process (GO): clustering of voltage-gated sodium channels; cilium assembly
Cellular component (GO): centriole
Source: RefSeq, a predicted model, not a curated record